Molecule: messenger RNA, 3482 nt
Organism: Alligator mississippiensis (American alligator)
Lineage: Eukaryota; Metazoa; Chordata; Crocodylia; Alligatoridae
Product: complement factor H
Exons: 8
Coding region: 48-1097 (349 amino acids)
Cellular component (GO): extracellular region
Molecular function (GO): peptidase inhibitor activity
Source: RefSeq, a predicted model, not a curated record
CCCAGGCCCCAAGUCAUCAGUGUCACACGGAUGCGACGGGCCCCACCAUGCCCCACAGCGCCCCCCUGAUCCUGGCCUUGCUCUGUCUGCUGCUGCCCGUGGGAGGCAACAAAGCCAAAGGUGCCACCCAGCCUGGCCCUUGUGCAUCCUGGAGGGAGGAGAGUACCACAGUGAAUCUGGCCAACCAGACAUGCCAGCGCAAGUGCCGGCAUGACCGCGACUGCCUAGGCCGGCGGCAGUGCCUGUGUGAUGGUGCCUGUGGGCUCAGCUGCGUCAUACCUGGCCGGAGUUGCUCAUGGCCAGUGAAGGUAGAGAAUGCCAAGACCCACCUGGUCCAAGACACUCAUAGCUUCGGAGCUCUCAUGGAGGUGACCUGCCAGACGGGCUUCAUCAUGGGCGCCGGGCAGGGGGCAGCACUCAGCCGAUGCCAGGGAGACCGGCGGUGGAGCCUGACCCCACCAUGUCGACGAGACCUGAGCCUGGCGUCCUGUGGGCCUCCGCCAGACAUAGACCACGGCUUCCACCACGGUGCCUCCUAUAGGGCAGGCCAGGAAGUGCAGUACCAGUGCAAGCGGGGGUACCAGCUGGAGGGGGUGGAUACUCUCCAAUGCCAGGAGAACCAGGAAUGGUCUGGGCCUGCACCUGUAUGCCGCUCCAUGUUCUGCCCCCCGCCACAGGCCGUGGCCAAGGGCUACCUGGUAGCGGUGAAGAAGGCACAGUACCGGGCAGGAGAGGUGAUCUACUACCUCUGCAAACGAGGCCUCCUGAUGGACGGCUCCAACCGCGUCAUGUGCCUCCAGAAUGGCACCUGGUCCCCGCAGCCCUUCUGCAGAGCCCGCUGCGAGGUCCCAGCCAAGCGUAGCCGUGUGCUGUACCAGGGAAUGAAGCUGUGGGUUCAGGAGAUCCCUGAGGGACUGGUCCAACAUGGGGAGACUGUAAGCUUCUACUGCCGCAACCACAACCAGACCUGUAGCUACCUGGCGUCAACCCGCUGCUUCGACGGGGUCCUGCCCCUGCCAGUGUGCUACAACGAGCCCACCUGGCUGCAGUACACCCUCUAUCCCAAGCGCGUGGUCUCUGAGAUCCAAUCCUGCUGAACCCUCACCCACCCCUGACAUCCCCCCACCCUCCAAGAUGAACGGACAGAAAGACCCUGGUGCUGGGUCAGGGGUAGGAGCCUGGAAGGAGCCAGAGCCAGCAACACUGAAUGAGGAGACCCAUCCUGCCAGGGCAUUACAUAGCUGCAGGAAGGGAGGGGGCAGUAAGGGGUAGGCCUGCUUUGUCCAUUCUAGACGGUAAAGGGAUCCAGCCCUGGCUUUAGACUCUGCUUCCCCCCCACCCUGGCAUUAUGGGCCACUCUGGGCAGCAGGAUGGAGGACAGCCAAAAUCCCCCCCCCCCCCCCCCAGCUGCCAGGAAAUCCAGUGUCCCCCACCCCACCCACAGGACAUGGGCAGCCAGUCCAUUCCAGGGCUGGGCAACAGGUAUCCACUUCAGUCCCUUCUCUAGUCAUCCUGAGGGGCAUCCAGUCCCAGGUUUCUCCCCGGUCACCAUAGGGCACCUCCUGCCAGUCCUCUGUCCCAGGAGGAACCCAUUUCAGUCUAUUCCAACUCACAAGGAAGGAUGUAGUGCCAGGUUUUCUCCUCUCAGGACACAGCAGGUCCUGGCCUGGGUCCCUGUAAUGGACACCAAGUCCCUCUGUGUGAGGAACAGGAGUGGGAGGAGAGUUCCUCUGGCCUCUCUGGGGUGGGGGCCAACAUGCCCCUUGUAUUUAUUUGUGGUGAAAUCACCAUUUGUAUUAGAGAAAUAAAUCUGAGUGUGAUGCUGAACCCCACCCCAGAAUCCUCUAAGGCAGCAUGACUGGGGGACCCGUGGGUCAGGACCAUAUUGGGGCUCCCCACUGUCUCUGCCCUGGGGAUCUCCCCCCACCAGCUAAGGGAGAGGGUCAGACUGGCAGCUCCAUGGGCUGCCACUGGGAGCCCCCACAGGACAAUCACUCCCUCUAGGCCCUGUGUGUGUGUGGGGGGGGGGAGGCCUCCCACUACAGGGCCCCACCUGGAGCAGGGACAUGGUGCCCGGCGCUGGAGCGGUUUCCUGGAAUGUUCUGUUUUGGUCUUGUCUGGGGCUCAGCCAGGAACACAAGGGCAAAGACCUGGGCGUGUUUGCACAGGAUUAUGAAGGGAUAGAGGGUGAAGGCCAUUGGGGGGGGGGGCGCUGCAACACAGCAGCCCCACACCCACAUCCAUCCACUUGUCUGUCCUGCAAAGCAGGUCGCAGCAGUGCCCAACCGCCCCCCAUGACACCCAAGCCCUUUCUUCCUGGGGAACUGCCUGCUGCUGGAGCCCAGAGCAAAUCACGAGGCCUGUAAAGAGGAAGAGCAGGGCCAGCUCCCUCCUACCCAGAGUUGGCAAGUGUGGGGUAGCCGUAAGGGACCCUACAGGGAGAGAUUCCCAACCUUUGCCACCAGGGGUCAGGGCUGGGCUGUCCUCUGAUGCAGCAAGGAGCUGGGAUCCAGGGCGUAGGGGCCCAGGGCAGUGGUGAGUGGCUGUGUCUCACCCUGUGUGUUCCCUACCCUGUGCCCCCGAGGUUAAUUAUUAGGGACUGGGCUGGUGCAGGCAGGGGAGGGCUGUGCUUGGUGUCCAGGAGGCAGGUGGGAACCCACCAACCCCACUCCUUUCCCAGAGCUGGGGUAGAACCUAGCUGGGGGGGUUUGGGGUAUCAGGGGGCUAUGAUGGGUGGUCCCUGAAGCCCCAGAGUCAUGGCAGGGUGCAUGAGAGUGAGCAGCCCCCUCAGGAUGGAGGCACCUGGACUGCAUUGUGAGAGGCGCAGCAUGGAGGGGAUGUGGAAGGAAAGGCGCAGCAUGGAGGGGAUGUGGAAGGAAAGGCGGGUGGGUAGAGAUACAGAGGGCUGCGUACAGGGACAGACAGACAAGGCUGUGUAGGGUGACAGAGAGAGGGAUGGUACCUAUGAGAAUGAACAAAGCUGUGCAUGAGGACAGACAGACAGGGGUGUGUGUGGGGACAGACAGAUGCGGACAGGGCUGGAUAGAUAGGCAGACAAGCGCUGUCUGCAGACUGGAUAGACUUCCUUGUGCAGACUGGGCCGUGAAGCUUGGAGCACUGUGUCCCACCCUGCAGGGUUCAUGGAUGGGACACGGUGCUUAGGGACAGCUGAGCAGGGUAGAUAGCACCCACAUCCAUCUGUCCUGCCACACGCCGCUCUGGGAAAUGCACUGGCAUGCUGCUGCAGUAGAGGAUACAGUAGGGAUUGAUGGGAGCUAGGGUUGGCAACUGUUUGAAUCUAUUCCGGGAGGUUUCUGGAACACCAACGUGUCCAUGACACACAACGCAAAUGUUCCCGUGUGCUUGUGUGUAUCAGUUACAGAUUAUGGUGCAUAGACUUUACGUCAGGAAGGCAAAUGCACAUUAUUAUUGCAUUUAAAAAAACCCAAUGGACUGCUGUAUAAAUCGGAUUCAACAUCUAA